Molecule: messenger RNA, 1857 nt
Organism: Penicillium hordei
Lineage: Eukaryota; Fungi; Ascomycota; Eurotiomycetes; Eurotiales; Aspergillaceae
Exons: 4
Coding region: 1-1857 (618 amino acids)
Molecular function (GO): protein binding
Source: RefSeq, a predicted model, not a curated record
AUGGCUGAAUCAUUGCCGCUUGAAACUCUUCGCCAGAUAUUCUCUGACCUGCAAGAUAAUCUUGCACCAUAUGCUUCUGUCUGCCGGAAAUGGCAGGUUGCCGCUGAGCAACUCACCUUCGCCGAUUUACAUAUCAAUUCGGCAGACCUUGAGGACUUCAGUCAGAUUGUUCUUUCCUCCCAUUCCGUCAGUCGAUGUUUCCAUGUGAGGCGUCUCUAUUUUAAAGUUAUUAUCCCAGAAUAUACUGUCGCCGCCCGGGGUCACUAUGAAAACCGAAAUGAUCGCGAUGGCAACAGCAAGGUCUUCACGCAGGCCAUAACAUCUCUCUUUGAAAUUAUGAGCUCAUGGCCUGAUGCCGAUCGCCACCAGAUGUCACUGCAGAUUUACGCCAGGUCUCCUAGUGAUUGGGAGGCGGAGAAGGACUGGACUAUACGACGUAUCCGGGCACAACGAUGCUAUGCUUUCCCAAAUCAGGAGCUGCUACACCGGCGGUAUCAACGUUCCUAUCUGCAGCUGUCGGAGGUAACUCUACCCAACGUCAAAUGUAUUACUUCAUUGAGGGUAUUGGGAUAUGGCAGAUACCGCAAUAUUGCACCAGGAUCUGUAUCUGAGAUGGUAGCACGUCUUCCACGACUGGAUACCAUCAAUGCUGAGCUCCGCGACAGAGAGAGAAAAGAUGCUGCAGCGUCUGAUGAUGUUGGUGAUUUCCCUAGUGCUAGUUGGCCUUCGUCCCUGCGGCAUUUACGACUAGAGUGUGAGGCAAGCCAACACUAUAGCGCGAAGUUCGCCCCUCUAGCAAACCCAGCCCCGAAAUCUAUGUGUCUUGCUUUGCACCGAUUGACUCAGCAGUUAAAAACUGUUGAAUUGUCACAAAUCAUGAUCGACCCUGAAUUCUUCUGGCCGAUCGAUGCCAACGGCACCACUCCAUCCUGGCCAAAUCUUAUCAAAAUUGACAUAAACUACAGAUAUGCAGAUAACUUGCUCUAUGGUCCCCUUCGGACCUUGAAACAAGAUACCUCUAGAGUUUCACGGGAUGACUCUGUGGAACCACGCGAUGACCAAGAACAAAUUUCGUCCGGUAGACUGCUGAGCAAACAACUGGAUGAAUUGUAUCUCGCUGCUGGACGCGCUGCACAAUACAUGCCUCGGCUAAAUUCCAUGGAUCUUGAUAUUAUCAUAUCCAACUUAUCGGCAAGCCAGCAUUAUUUCAGAUACGAUGCAACUUUGGGCACAGCAACAUGGACGAGGUCUUCGGAUUACUGCACCACAAAUGAAGUUCAAGAAGCAUGGGACGUUGCGGCAAGGGGUCAUGGACAUGCUCAGAUAUCUACCGAGUUUCGUUCUACUGGGGAUUCUGCCAAAAAACAGCCUGUCAACUUCCUCGAAGGCCUAGAAUCGAACAACCCAACCACAAAGCGUGUGGGAUCAGAUCCGCGCAUCCUGGUUGAGCCUAACUUCUACUACGACCAGGAGGACUAUUUGCAGGGCUUGGCGAAGAAGCAUCAAAUCGGCUGGAGCACAAUCCGACCGUCGCACAUUGCCGGGGCAGUCCCAGAUGCUGCCAAGAACUUGUGCUGCCUCUUGGCCAUUUAUGCCACAGUUCGAAAAUAUCUCAACCAAUCUCUGGAAUACCUAAGUGACAUCGAGGCGUGGGAGGCAAACAUGCCCAUCUCAAGCGCCCGGGCGAAUGGAUACCUCGCGGAGUGGAUCAUACUGACCGAGCGGGUCGAAAACGAGAGUUUCAACGUGUCCAAUGACCGCUUCUUCACACGGGGCAAGUUCUGGGCGGAGCUGGCUGAGCGUUUCCGGAUGCCUUGGAAGGGUCCUGAUGCGACAACGCCUCCUAUGAGACCAUGA